AUGCCCAAGACACAGCCGAACCUGUACGCUUUCCCCGGCGUCGACGCCCUGGCCGCGGCCCUGAGGUCGUACAUCAUCCAGGGACAAGCCGCGGGUAUUGAGCGCCACGGCACCUUCAAGGUGGCUGUGUCGGGCGGCUCUCUCCCCAAGACGCUCGCCGCGGCCCUGCUGGCCCCGUCCUCGGGCCCGGACGACGUCGUCGACUUCUCCAAGUGGGAGAUCUUCUUCGCCGACGAGCGCGCCGUGCCUCUCGACCACGCCGACUCCAACUACGGCCUCCUCAAGUCGGAGCUCCUCGACAAGAUCCCCGGCGGGGACGAUGCCAAGCCCACCGUCCACCCCAUCGACGUGGCCCACCUCGACGACAUCCAGGAGCUGGCCGACCAGUACGAGAAGACCCUCGUGGGCAGCUUCGCCUCGCGUGACUCGGUCCGCCUGCCCAUCUUCGACCUCCUCCUGCUCGGCUGCGGCCCCGACGGACAUACCUGCUCCCUCUUCCCCGGCCACCCGCUCCUCCGCGAGGCAGACGCCUGGGUCGCCCCCAUCACCGACUCGCCCAAGCCGCCGCCCCGCCGCAUCACCCUCACCCUGCCCGUCGUCACCCACGCCGUCCGCAUCGCUUUCGUCGCCACCGGCGGUGGCAAGAAGGACAUCAUGAGGUCCAUCUUCGAUUCGGAUGAUGGCCUCCCCUGCGCUCUCGUCAACGAGGCUGCCGGUGACCGUGUCAGCUGGUUCGUCGACGAGCCUGCCGUCGACGGCGUCGGUUUUCCCAGGAGGUCUUUCCUUUAA
Messenger RNA from Geosmithia morbida, 789 nucleotides. Its product is annotated as 6-phosphogluconolactonase. Gene Ontology annotation, molecular function: 6-phosphogluconolactonase activity. Gene Ontology annotation, biological process: carbohydrate metabolic process; pentose-phosphate shunt. The transcript has a single exon. The record is from RefSeq and is a predicted model, not a curated record. The coding region runs from base 1 to 789 and encodes 262 amino acids. NCBI's taxonomy places the organism in Eukaryota, Fungi, Ascomycota, Sordariomycetes, Hypocreales, Bionectriaceae.